AUGAUUUCUUCCACAACAUGGGUGCCGCGUGGCUUCCCGUCCGAGUUUCCGGAGAAGUACGAACUCGAUGACGAGGAAAUGGAAAGAAUCAACCAACUUGCACAACUCAACUUGGAAGACGCUAAGGAAGCAGAAGAGGAAGAAGAGGACGAUGAAGCUAGCGAAAAGCAUCAUGACGAAAUGCAGAAUACGGGAAAAAAUGCCCAAAAAUUGGCCGCUCAAGCAGACGCAGACGACGAUUUGAAAGAGUAUGACCUAGAACAAUACAACGACGAACAGGAUUUGGGCGAAGGAACAGAAGCGACCAUGUUUCCCGGUCUAUCCGAUGAGGUGAAAUACCAUGAGGGUGAAAAUGGAGAAGACGCAUAUAUGUCGCUGCCCACUGAAGAAGACACCCACGAGGCGAAAGAAGAGCUUCAGGUAUACCCCACCGAUAAUAUGGUUUUGGCUACUAGAACAGAGGACGACAUCUCGUAUUUGGACGUCUAUGUUUACGACGACGGUGCCGGGUUCCACGAUCCAGAAAUCGUUCAGGAAGCCGGCGACAACAAUGACCCUGAUGUAGCGCGUGGCAUGGUCCGUGAUAGCGCUUUAUAUGUCCACCACGAUCUCAUGUUGCCUGCCUUUCCAUUAUGUGUGGAAUGGCUGAAUUACAAACCGGGUUCUCAAUCCGAAGACCCUGCAAAUUUCGCUGCUGUGGGUAGUUUCGACCCUCAAAUCGAGAUUUGGAACUUGGACUGCGUGGAAAAAGCAUUCCCGGACAUGAUAUUGGGCGACCCUCACGCUUCUGGCGCUGUUGGCGGAAGCAAGAGUAAAAAGAACAAAAAAACCAAAAACAAGCAUGUCACAACUCAUCAUACAGAUGCUGUAUUGUCGUUGGCACACAGCAAGCAUUUCCGCUCCGUAUUGGCGUCCUCGUCCGCGGACAAGACUGUCAAACUGUGGGACUUGAACGAAGGGAUUGCUGCCCGGUCCAUUGCCUCGCUGCAUUCGAAUAAGAAUGUUUCUGCAAUCCAAUGGCAUAGCACGGCUGGCUCAGUCUUGUUGUCUGGUGGUUAUGACUCUCGUGCUGCUCUAUCGGACGUGAGAAUUGAGGACAGCUCAAAGAUGAGCAAAUACUGGUCUGUCAUGUCUGGGGAAGAAAUCGAGUGUGUUCAAUUCGCGGACGAAAACACUUUCAUGUGCGGAACAGACUCUGGUAACGUCUACUCGUUUGACAUCAGACAAGGUGAGAACAGCUCUCCUCUAUGGACCUUGAAUGCUCAUGAUGCCGGAAUUUCCACCCUCAACGUCAAUCCCUACAUUCCUAAUUUGUUGGCCACGGGUGCCAUGGGAGAGAAGACCGUCAAGCUUUGGAAAUGUGGCGAGUCAGGCCCCAGCAUGGUUCUCUCCAGAGACUUCGGUGUCGGAAAUGUGCUGUCCACAUCUUUCGCACCGGAUAUCGAGGUUGCCGGUAACAUUGUCAUCGGUGGUGUUUCUAAAGGAUUGAAGCUAUGGGACGUUUUCACCAAUAGGGCCAUUCGUAAAAACUUCGGCAAGGAAUUGGCCACUGUCCAAAAACAGGCCAGGCAAGAGGCUCAAGAAGCAGGAAAAGCUUCUAGAAUCGCUAGAAAGUAUACCAAAAACGACAACCCGGAUACUGUGGUUACUGUUGACGACCAGGGCGAAGACGAAGAGGAGGAAGAGGGUCGCGAAGGACAAGACGAUUGGCAAGACACCGAUUGA
Lachancea sp. 'fantastica' is the source of this 1725-nucleotide messenger RNA. Lineage: Eukaryota; Fungi; Ascomycota; Saccharomycetes; Saccharomycetales; Saccharomycetaceae. The record is from the annotation of a GenBank genome assembly.